Pisolithus orientalis is the source of this 1842-nucleotide messenger RNA. RefSeq names its product WD40-repeat-containing domain protein. Gene Ontology annotation, cellular component: cytosol; peroxisomal matrix. Bases 1 to 1842 code for a protein of 613 amino acids. NCBI's taxonomy places the organism in Eukaryota, Fungi, Basidiomycota, Agaricomycetes, Boletales, Pisolithaceae. The transcript is spliced from 7 exons. Gene Ontology annotation, molecular function: protein binding. The record is from RefSeq and is a predicted model, not a curated record. Gene Ontology annotation, biological process: protein import into peroxisome matrix.
AUGAACACAUCACAAGCACCUAAUGCCGUGGUACAGACGCCAGGAUUUGCACACUACUCAAUUGCUUGGUCACCAUUUCACAAUCACCGGUUGGCCGUAGCUUCGGCAGCAAAUUUUGGGCUGGUGGGUAAUGGAAGGCUUCACACAGUCUCACUCGUUCCAGGCCCAAGGGGAACCUAUGGAGUGAAGGUUGAUAAGUUUUUCGAGACCCAGGACGCCCUUUAUGACGUUGCCUGGUCAGAGACCCACGAAAACCAGUUGGUAGGAUGUUCAGGAGACGGUUCUAUUAAGAUGUGGGAUAUUACGCUGAAUGAUUUUCCCAUCCGAUCGUGGCACGAGCAUACCCGGGAGGUAUUCUCUGUGGAUUGGUCCAACAUUAGGAAGGACACGUUUCUAUCGUCCUCGUGGGAUGGUAGCGUGAAACUCUGGACUCCUGACCGGCCUCGGUCGGUGACAACACUUCAGGCACACCUAUCAUGUAUAUUUGACUUGCGGAACCCUGCCUACGCUUCUGGCCCAUCCUCGAAUGCUUUCACCAAUCCUGUGUCCGCUGCAGUAUUGACCAUUCCAGCUUCAGUCACUGAGCUUCUCUCUUUGGAUUGGAACAAAUACCGACCGUUCCUCAUUGCUAGUGGUGGAGUGGAUAAGUUGAUCAAGUCGUGGGAUUGUCGAAUGGUGGUCAACGCUCCGUCGUCAAGCGAGGCUGUUGGUGGAUUGUGCGAACACCAGGUACCCGGACAUGAAUAUGCUAUUCGGAAAGUACAGUGGAGUCCUCAUAGGGCAGAUGUGCUGGCUACAGCGAGCUAUGAUAUGACAUGUAGAAUCUGGUCGAUGAAUCCACAGCCCGGGGGAGCGCAUCUCUUGAAUAUUCAUGACUCCCAUACGGAGUUCGUGGCGGGAUGCAGCUGGUCGUUAUUUGACGAAGGCUUGGUAGCGAGCUGCGGGUGGGACGGUCAUCGGCACCGCAUGCCGGCUUCGAAGACCCAAGAUGACCCAGAGGAUAUCCUGUCUAGUUCCCUUCAGACCCUCUAUGACUUAACUCCAAUCACACACUCCACUCCUGGCUCAAUAUUCACAUACACCGUUAAACCUGCCUUGCUUCCGGAUCAGAAUCCAGCGAGGGUCAUAGAGUUGGAAACCCCUGACCCUCAACCUUCCAAAUGGGACCUUCACGCAUCAUCCAUCUGGGUCGCUGCCAUCUACUUGGCAGACCACUUCGAGGAUUUGGAGUUGCACCGAUUUCGAGAUCGGGGGGUUAUUCGCGUUCUCGAGCUUGGUGCCGGUGCAGGCCUCCCGUCUAUCCUCAUCGCGAGUGUAUAUCAAAAUGUUCGUGUUACAGUCAGCGAUUAUCCUGACGAGCACUUGAUUCGGACGUUGUCCGAGAAUAUUUUACGGAACAACGUUUCGGGUAUCGCUCGUGCUGUCCCAUAUGAUUGGGGUACGGACAUUUCUGCCCUCGUCUACGCCCAUGAAUGUCAGGAGACCCCCGGGAACGAUGAAAUUCUGUUUGACGUGAUUGUCGCUGCAGACACGCUGUGGAAUCCCACGCUCCACAAGCAAUUCAUCCAGAGUCUAGUCAUGUCCCUGAAGCGCUCUCCGGAUUCGCGUGUCUACCUAGUAGCAGGAUUGCACACGGGAAGGUACACGAUCCAAGCGUUUCUGAAGUCGAUAGGGAUAGACGGAUGUGGCUUAGCAGUCGAGAGUCUGUCGGAGAGGCAAGUUACAGCAGCGCAAACUUUCAGGUCAUGGGAUGUAGCAAGAGCAGAAGAUGAGGAUGAACGGGAGAGGCGUCGGUGGGUCGUAUGGGUAGUGCUGAAAUGGGGAGAGCAUAGCACUACGUAA